This is a messenger RNA of Aspergillus wentii DTO 134E9, 1728 nucleotides long. RefSeq lists its product as uncharacterized. Gene Ontology annotation, biological process: DNA-templated transcription; regulation of DNA-templated transcription. The coding region runs from base 1 to 1728 and encodes 575 amino acids. NCBI's taxonomy places the organism in Eukaryota, Fungi, Ascomycota, Eurotiomycetes, Eurotiales, Aspergillaceae. The transcript has 2 exons. The record is from RefSeq and is a predicted model, not a curated record. Gene Ontology annotation, molecular function: DNA-binding transcription factor activity, RNA polymerase II-specific; DNA binding; zinc ion binding.
AUGGCCAAUAACCCCAGCAAACCCCGCAGUUGCCACCGCUGCAACCAGAAGAAAAUCCGCUGCGACAAGACAUGCCCAUGCCAGCACUGCAUUCAAUCAGACACAGACUGUAUCUUCCCUCCACCUGGUCGUGCACCGCGUCAGAGAAAGCGACCGCUUAAAGCGGAGCUGAAUGCGCGAUUGAGGGAUUUGGAACAGGAGGUGCAGAGGCUCAACACAGCCGAUGACGACAUUGUACAGUCUGAGCAGGACGAACAGAUUGAUCCUACUAGAGCAACGAUUAAUCAAGAGGAACGGCAGUUUGGGAGGUUAAUUUCUGGGGAUAGAAGUAGUCGAUAUAUCAGCCACCAGGCGUUGACGAGUUUAGGGGAUCAGAUUAACGAAUUGAAAGAUAUUCUCGACUCAUCUGAGGAUGAAUCAGAUCAAGAAGAGUAUCAUUCUCCAUUUAUUCUAGGCUAUCACUCGCUGGCCGAGUCUCUGUCUGAAUAUCAUCCUGAUUCCAUCACCAGCCAGCAAUUAUGGAAGGUCUAUGAAGCAAAUGUAUCCCCAUUACUCCCAAUCUUCCACAUCCCAACUCUCAGGAUGCUCAUGCGAAAAGCAUCAACCAACUCUGAACACCUUGACAAAGUAUCAGAGGCACUCGUCUUUGCUGUCUACUAUUCCGCAGUAACCAGCAUGAAACCAGAUGAUUGCCAAUCUUUUCUUGGACACGACAAAACCAGUAUAGUCCAACACUACCGUUUCGCAACGGAGCAGGCACUGUCAAGAGCAGACUUCGUUCAUGCUAGGAGUAUACAAAUUUUGCAGGCGAUGCUCCUCUUUCUCAAUUGUAUACGAGACACCGAGCUCGUCUGGGUGAUGACAGGAAUGAUCCAUCGCCUGGCUCAACGACUUGGUCUUCAUCGCGAUGGCAGUAACUUUGGAUUAAGUCCAUUCGAAACAGAAAUACGACGUCGGCUGUGGUGGCAUAUCUAUCUCCUCGACACGGUGUCGACGGAGUAUAACGCGAUAAACAUGCAAAUACCACCGGGGGGUUACGACACGCGGCUUCCAUUAAAUAUAAACGAUGAAGAGAUGUGUCCCGACUCAGCAGAGAUCACAGAAAGAGUGGGAUUUACCAGCAUGACCUUCUUUCUCAUUCGAUGCGAGAUUACAAUCAUGUUUCGCCAGCUUCAGCAAUCUCCAUCUCCAUCGUUAGAUGAAUACGAAACCUCUCUCAACGAUAUAAGCGCAAAACUCGAGAACCGCCAUCUUCAAUUCUGCAAUCUCUCUAUCCCAAUUCAAUGGGCCUCUGCAACGAUAGCUAGGAUCGCACUGGCAAGAGCAUGGCUCAUCCCUCAUUUCUCAGCAAUAGACACAGCCAUCUUCCAAGAAAAGCGGGAUAAACUCCUCAUCACCGCCACGGAGGUUGUUGAAUUUGCCUAUCUACUCGAAACGAACGAAAAUACAGCCCAGUGGUCGUGGUUCUUUGAGGGCUUCGUACAGUGGCAUGCCUUUGCGUUCGUGCUAUCAGAACUCUGUGUUCGACCUAUCUGUCCCAUUACAGAACGAGCGUGGGGUGUUGCUCAGAUGGCGUAUGCUGCCUGGGAAGGGAGAAUGCAGAAUGGCAUGUUCUGGAAGCCGAUAUCCAAGCUGAUGAAGAAAGUUACGACGAUGAGAGGAAGUGGCGAAGAUACAACGAUGAUGUUCAACGACAUUCUGGCCGAGAUGGGCCUCGCAUUAACAUGA